Cynara cardunculus var. scolymus (artichoke) is the source of this 1758-nucleotide messenger RNA. RefSeq names its product UDP-glycosyltransferase 91D1-like. The record is from RefSeq and is a predicted model, not a curated record. Lineage: Eukaryota; Viridiplantae; Streptophyta; Magnoliopsida; Asterales; Asteraceae. Gene Ontology annotation, molecular function: UDP-glycosyltransferase activity. The transcript has a single exon. The coding region runs from base 122 to 1549 and encodes 475 amino acids.
CUUGUGAUUUUUACCAAAAAAAGAAAAUGUCUAAAACCGAUAACUUCAAUGUAUUACUGUAUAAAAGACGCAACGCAAACCAGACUCGAUCAGCUUAUCAUUAUCGCUUACACCACCAGCAAUGGAUGCUACCGACUCCAAUGGUAGAAGUAAGCAGCUUCAUGUAGCUAUGUUUCCAUGGCUUGCUUUCGGCCAUAUCAUCCCUUUCCUUGACCUUUCCAAAUUUAUAGCCCAAAAGGGUCACAGAGUCUCUUUUCUUUCCACCACUCGAAACAUCCAACGUCUUCCACCUUCCCAUCUCUCCCCACUUAUAACUUUGGUUCCACUCACACUUCCACCUGAACACCACCUGCCUCAGCAUGCAGAGGCCACCAUCGACAUCCGCACCCAUGAUAUGCAACACCUCAAGAAGGCCUUCGACGGUCUUCAACACCAGCUCACUCGCUUUCUCCAGGACAAUUCUCCGGACUGGAUUAUUUAUGAUUUCGCUCCCUACUGGUUGCCAUCGGUCGCCGCGGGCCUUGGCAUCUCACGAGCCUUCUUCUCGAUUGUCAACGCAUGGUUCCUCGCCUUUUUGGGACGGUCGGCGGAAGAAAUGAUAAACGAUUCGCAUGAACGAACAACCGUGGAGGAUUUCAUGGUGCCACCCAAGUGGGUUCCCUUCCCUACCAAAGUAUGCUACCGGAAGCAUGAGGUCAAAUGGAUGCUCGAUAGCAGCACUUGUCUAAAUGCUUCUGGGGUUUCAGAUACGUAUCGUUCCGGGAUGAUCUUUCAGGGGUCUGAUUGUGUGUUUAUAAGAUAUUGCUAUGAAUUUGAACCCCAAUGGUUAACCCUUCUAGAGGAGUUGCACCACCUCCCGGUGAUUCCCGUGGGAUUAAUGCCACCGGCAAAGGCCACCGACGUCGGAGAUGAGAAAGAUGACGCAUGGGUGACCAUCAAGAAGUGGCUAGACGGUCAACAAAAAGGUCAAGUGGUGUACGUGGCAUUAGGAAGUGAGGUUAUGCUGAGCAACAGCGAGGUGGGUGAGUUAGCGUUGGGUCUGGAGCUGUCAGGGUUACCCUUCUUUUGGGGUCUGAGAAAGCCAGCAGGUUCCACGUCGGUGGAGUUGCCAGAGGGGUUCUUAGAGCGAACCCAUAACCGUGGGAUGUUGUGGAAGAGCUGGGUGCCUCAGUUACAGAUACUGAGCCAUGUGUCGGUGGGCGGUUUCUUGACUCACUGUGGUUGGGGGUCAAUUGUGGAAGGGUUAACCUUCGGUCAGCCUCUAAUAAUGCUUCCAUUUCUGGUGGACCAAGGUCUGAAUGCCCGAGCACUGGUGGAAAAACAGGUGGGAAUGGAGGUCCCAAGAGACGAGAAAGAUGGUUCCUUUACCAAGGAGUGGGUGGCGGAGUCGGUGCGUUUGGUGGUGGUGGAAGAUGAAGGGAAGAUGUACAAGAGAAACUCAAUGGAGUUGAGUAAAAUAUUUGGAGAUACGAAGCUACAGAACAAGUAUACAGACGACUUUGUAAAGUAUUUGGAGAAGCAGAGGAUGAGUGUUCCAUCGAACGGUUGAGGGCCAUAAUCUCAAGCAUCGGUGUUCAUGAAGUUGAUGAUGAAUAAGUUAAUCUGAGUUUUAUAAAUCAACCUUUUAAUUGCUGUUUACAGUUUUAAGGUUAAAAGACGGUUGAGGACCUGUUCUGUAAAUCUAGGACACGUGUAAUGGUGUGCAUGAAUAUAUAUAGUGAUGAGUCAGAAAAAAAAAAUGAUGCGUCGUACACGAUA